AUGUUAAGUGAGUUUUUUUUUGUAGGUUUCUGUGCAUAUUUUAAUGUUGAUGAAAAACGAAUAAAAGGCCUGUAUGCUGCAGACUGUUCUACAUUUACUACUCCCUGUCCUACACGAUAUCAUUCGACUGAAGCAUUUAAGUAUCCUGCAUGUUAUGAUCUUACUAAGGUAUAUGUAACUGUCGCUCCGAAUCCUAGUCCUACAACCAUGUCAACCAACUCCAUAGUCGGAUCUUCUGAAAGCAUGAAUAAAAAGACCAAAAGUAUAUCUGUUGACAGUGAUGAUAGCCCUGUUUUACCAAUUAUCCUGCCUGUAAUUAUUAUUAUCAUCCUCAGCGGUAUUGGAAUAGGCAUAGGAAUUGUAGUAUGGAGAAAAAGGAAAAGACCCUCACAGACCGAACAAAGACAGGAUCUCGAGGAAGGAACACUUUCAUUAGAAAAACCAGAAGAUACAGAAAACGAAAAAGAGAGAGAGCAUAAUGCAUUGAUAGAGGAAUUGAAGAGGCAAUAUGAUGCACAAUUAAAGGAAAUGUCCAGAAAAAUUGAAAUAUUACAAGAUCAGCAAGAUCUACAGGAGAAAGACAAGACAGCUUUAAAGCAGAAGGUGAUAGAGAAAUAUCAGGAAUGCAAACAUCUUAAUAACAGACUACAGGAGGCAAAGGGAAAUAUUCGGGUACUCUGUCGAAUAAGAGAUUGUGAUGGCCCAAAGUGCAUAUCCGCGGACAGCAAGGUUGUUAAACUGAUCGAAACUGAGAAAAAGUACACUUUUGAAAGAGUUUUUGGAGAAAAAAGCACACAAGAGGACGUUUACAGCGAAAUACAAGAGUUAAUCAGGAGUUUCCUUGAUGGAUACAACUUGUGUAUAUUUGCGUAUGGACAAACAGGGUCUGGUAAAACAUACACCAUGGAGGGAGCGAACUGGAAUAAUACAGCAGGAGAUGCAAGCCUAGGGAUAAUACCCAGAGCAAUGAAACAAGUGUUUAAAGCAAUUGAGGAUCUGAAAGUUUGUGGCUGGAAGUAUCAUUUAAAAGCAUCGUAUAUGGAACUCUACAAUGAAAAAAUUCGUGACCUAUCAAAAGGUUUAACUGAUAAUGAGGAACAUUUAGUCAGGUAUCCAGAUGGAAAUAAGGGCAAAGCAGAGGUCACAAAUCUUACUGAAAAAGACGUUUGUAACGAACAAGAGGUAUUGAAAUUUUACGAGAAAUGUUCAAAGAAUAGAACUUCGGCAAAAACGGAGAGAAAUGAAAGAUCUUCUAGAAGUCAUGCUAUAUUUAGAUUAGAAAUGACGGGAAGAGUGGAGGAUGUAGAGGGCAGAAAGGAUACCUGUUCAGGUACACUUACCCUAGUAGAUCUAGCUGGCAGUGAGAAGCUAGCGACUUCUGUGACAAGUUCUACAGGUCAAGAAACGAAAAAUAUCAACCUUAGUCUUUUGGAACUCACUAAAAUUUUACGUAGUCUUCGAUCAAAGGAUGCUUUAACAUAUAGAAAUUCGAAACUUACGUACCUGCUGAAAAGUUCAUUGGGAGGCAACAGUAAAACACUAAUGAUUGUAAAUGUGUCCCCGUCUAUUGAAUGUCAAAAUGAAACACAAAGAUCUUUGGACUUUGGGAAGGAGGUCAGUAAAGUUGUACUCGAGAAUGUUCCAAAGAAGAAUAAAUAAUCAGAUUAAAUGUGUCAUCAACUUUUGUGA
Saccostrea cuccullata (small rock oyster) is the source of this 1689-nucleotide messenger RNA. RefSeq names its product protein claret segregational-like. Gene Ontology annotation, molecular function: microtubule binding; ATP binding; microtubule motor activity. Gene Ontology annotation, biological process: microtubule-based movement. Bases 1 to 1659 code for a protein of 552 amino acids. The transcript has 14 exons. Gene Ontology annotation, cellular component: microtubule cytoskeleton. Lineage: Eukaryota; Metazoa; Mollusca; Bivalvia; Ostreida; Ostreidae. The record is from RefSeq and is a predicted model, not a curated record.